Molecule: messenger RNA, 1481 nt
Organism: Paramecium pentaurelia
Lineage: Eukaryota; Ciliophora; Oligohymenophorea; Peniculida; Parameciidae
Source: the annotation of a GenBank genome assembly
AUGUCUAUAACACUUUAUUUUAAUCCUUAUUCACAUAGAUGUCUAUCAGUUAAGACAGUCUUAUUGCUAACUAAGAGUGGUUUCAAUGAAAAAAUCAUUGAUGUUCUGAAAGGAGAAAAUCUCAAACAUGCUUUUACUAAUAUUAAUCCUAACUAAACUGUUCCAGCCAUUACUGAAGGGUUUUUCAGUUUAUUUGAAAGCCAUGCAAUAAUAAAAUACAUUUGCAUAAAUAAACCUGAUUUCAGAUUAUAUCCUAAUGUAAAAAAAGCAUUUAAUAUAUAAAUAAGACUUUAUAAGAUAAAGCUUUAGUGGAUUCAUAUUUAGAUUGGCAAUAAAAUGAAUUUACUAAACUUUUAGAUUAUUCUAAAGAGUUUAUUUGAAACCUUUGUUGAUAGGAGAUAGAGUUCCUGAAAAUAGAGUUUCGAGAUUAGUAGAUGUUGAGGAAAUAUUACAUUUUUUUAUCAAAACUUUCCUAAACAAUGGCCAAUUUUAUUAUAUUUUUGAUUUACCAAACUUUACUAUUGCAGAUAUAAGGUAAUUAGUUUUAUAUUUUUUAAGAGCUGUCUGUGAUUUGACUUCCUUAUUUAUUUGUAAUUUUGAUUUCGAAAAGUUCCCUGUUUUAGAAAAAUAUAUUUUGAGAAUUUUAAAAAUACCAGAAUUAUAUCUAUCACAUUAGGAUUAUUUAAUUUAAUAUCGAAACAAAAAUAUAAAAAUCUGUUCAUUUAAUCAAUAUUGACAAGAUAACCUAAAUAAGAUCUAAUAACUCUAUAUUUUCAUCCGCUUUCAUCACCUUCAAGAGCUGUAAGAUCAUUAUUUUUAUUGGCUAAAAUUGAGUAUAAUGAAAAAUUUAUAGAUAUUCUGAAAUUCGAGAAUAAAUCUGAUCAAUAUACUCAAAUAAAUCCAAAUUAAACAGUUCCAUCAAUUAAAUAAGGCACUUUUACAUUAUUUGAAAGUCAUACAAUUUUAAAAUAUGUGUGUGAAUAAUAUCGACUAUUCGAAUUUUAUCCAUAAGAAAACCUAAGAUUUAAGGCUUAGAUAGAUAGUUAUCUAGAUUUUCAUCUUAAUUAAAUGAGAUAAAUAACAGAAUAUGUUAUGAGCGUAUAAAAGAAUUAGAAUGAGGAAUAGUUAAAAGCCAAAUAAAAAAAUAUAGAUUAAUAGUUAUAAUUUUUUACUAAAGCAUUUCUUAAUGAAGGGUAGUAUAAAUACAUAUAUAACCUUAAAACUAUCUCAAUAGCAGAUUUGAGGUAUAUUGUAUCUUUUAUUUUAGUGCAGUAAAUGAAAUCGUAUUUUUAGUAAUGGCAAAUUAUGAAUUUAAUAGUGUACCUCAAAUUAAAAAAUAUCUUACAAACAUUCUUGAUAAUUAGAAUGUGAGGUAGUCUAACAAAGAAUAUUUUUCAUUAAUAUGCAAUAAUUAACUUAAUAAUUUUAAUUAAUUUAAUAAAUAAAUAAUAGCAUCUUCAAAAAAAAGGGGAUGUUCUUGA